Polychytrium aggregatum is the source of this 1410-nucleotide messenger RNA. RefSeq names its product serine hydroxymethyltransferase. Gene Ontology annotation, cellular component: cytoplasm. The transcript is spliced from 6 exons. The record is from RefSeq and is a predicted model, not a curated record. Gene Ontology annotation, molecular function: pyridoxal phosphate binding; zinc ion binding; cobalt ion binding. Gene Ontology annotation, biological process: tetrahydrofolate interconversion; L-serine catabolic process; folic acid metabolic process. Lineage: Eukaryota; Fungi; Chytridiomycota; Chytridiomycetes; Polychytriales. The coding region runs from base 1 to 1410 and encodes 469 amino acids.
AUGUCGCACACUGUCGAUUCCUGGAACACCUGCCUCAACGUCCCUCUCGAGGUCGAGGACAAGGAAAUCUAUGAGCUGAUCCAGCAGGAGAAGUGGAGACAGUACUCCUGCCUCGAGCUCAUCGCCUCGGAGAACUUCACUUCCCAGGCUGUCAUGGAGGCCAACGGCUCGGCCCUGACCAACAAGUAUUCCGAGGGUCUUCCCGGCGCUCGCUACUACGGCGGCAACGAGCACAUUGAUGUCAUCGAGAACGUCUGCCGUACCCGUGCCCUCGCUGCCUUCAACCUCGAUGCCCAGAAGUGGGGAGUCAACGUCCAGCCCUACUCCGGCUCCACUGCCAACUUCUCGGCCCUCACUGGUCUCCUCGCUCCCCACGACCGCAUCAUGGGCCUCGAUCUCCCCUCCGGCGGCCAUCUGACCCACGGCUAUGCCACCGCCAAGAAGAAGGUCUCGUCCUCGGCCAUCUACUUCGAGUCUCUCCCCUACCAGGUCGACAUGACCACCGGCUACGUCGACUACGACAAGCUCGAGCAGAACGCCAGCCUCUUCCGCCCCAAGCUCAUCAUCUGUGGCGCCAGUGCUUAUGCCCGUGAAUGGGACUAUGCCCGCCUCCGCAAGGUCGCCGACCAGCACGGUGCCUACCUGAUGGCCGACAUUGCCCACAUCAGUGGUCUCGUUGCCUCCUCCGAGGCCGCCAACCCCUUCGAGUACUGCGACGUCGUCACCACCACCACCCACAAGACCCUCCGUGGUCCUCGUGCUGGUCUCAUCUUCUUCCGCCGUGCUCCCAAGGGCGAGAAGAACUGGGACCUCGAGGAGCGCAUCAACUUUGCCGUCUUCCCCUCCAACCAGGGCGGCCCCCACAACAACACCAUUGCCGCCAUUGCCGUCGCCCUGAAGCAGGCCGCCAGCCCCGCCUUCAAGGCCUACGCCAAGCAGGUCCGUGCCAACGCCGUCGCUCUCUCCGACGCUCUCAAGGCCAAGGGCUACAAGAUCGUCACCGACGGUACCGACAACCACAUCGUCCUCUGGGACCUUCGUCCCAUUGGCAUCACCGGCUCCAAGAUGGAGAAGCUGUGCGACUACCUCGCCAUCACCCUCAACAAGAACGCCGUCCACGGCGACUCCUCGGCCCUCACCCCCGGUGGUGUCCGUCUCGGCACCUCGGCCCUGACCUCCAGAAGCUUCAAGGAGGCCGACUUUGUCAAGGUUGCCGAGUUCCUGCACCGCGGUGUCGAGAUUGCCAUCAAGCUCCAGUCCACCGCCGGCAAGCUGCUCAAGGACUUUAUCGUUGCUGCCGAGUCCAGCGAGGAGGUCAAGGCCCUCAAGGCCGAGGUCGAGGCCUUUGCCCACUCGUUCCCCAUGCCCGGCUUCGACCCCAGCUCUGUUCCUGCUGCUCUCCGCCACUAA